Messenger RNA from Guyanagaster necrorhizus, 2210 nucleotides. Its product is annotated as Rsm22-domain-containing protein. Gene Ontology annotation, cellular component: mitochondrial small ribosomal subunit. The record is from RefSeq and is a predicted model, not a curated record. The transcript is spliced from 2 exons. Gene Ontology annotation, molecular function: methyltransferase activity; structural constituent of ribosome. NCBI's taxonomy places the organism in Eukaryota, Fungi, Basidiomycota, Agaricomycetes, Agaricales, Physalacriaceae. The coding region runs from base 147 to 2003 and encodes 618 amino acids. Gene Ontology annotation, biological process: translation.
UAGUGGCUAACAAGGUGGCGGUAUGUAGUCGUGCGUGACGGAGUUCAAAAAUUAUCGCGUCUUCAAAACGAUCCUUACCUUCGACCCGAACAUUCGUCAUACGCUCAGCAACAAAAGGCUUUCACUAUUUUCCCAUUAAGGUCUUCAUGUACCGUCAUAUCCUCCGGAGAGCCUUUUCUAGCACUUCUGUUUCUCGUCGAGGUCCUAAUCCCCGUCUCAACCUUGAUCCCAGUCUUCAGGCCCUUCUCAACGAUGUUGACAUCACCUUACUCCAUCAUAAAGCGCAGGACCAGCCGGUAUUCAAGGAACUAGAAGUUGUUCAAGAGGCUGACCCUUUGCUGGAUUACGAAGAGGAUGAAUUGCCCAGUGAAAAGUCCACUCGCAAGUCACCCGCUGCUACAUUUGGCAGCAAGCAAAUUGGUGCUGUAAUACUUCCCUUGGAGCUGCAGAAUGCCAUAAUGGCCUUGAUUGAAGAUGUCGACAAGCACCGAUUACAUGAAGAUGCAAAGCGUCUCUUCCAUCAUACCGACACCCAUAAGUGGGACACAGAAUAUGACGAAAAAUAUAAAUCAUGGGAGCACCGUAUGCGCCACUCGGAGCGAGAUGGAACGGCCUUCGCGAGUAUUGCGCUUCCCGCCCACUACAGUGCCAUUACAGCCGUCUUAUCUCACGUGAAGCAUAGAAUCGGUCCAGAAUGGCUUGUUGAACGAGUCGUUGAUUGGGGGGCAGGCACUGGAAGCGUGUUAUGGGCGGCUCUUCAUGUUUUUCAGAAGCCAGAUAUUGAAAGGCCCGUCGAACAGCUGAAGGCAGCUGACUCAACACUCGAUUCUUACCUCGGAAUCGACAAACGUGACGGAUUGGUCGAAAUGGGCAAGCGAAUCUUGCACGGGAUACCUGUACCACCAAUGUCUGAUAUCUCAUUUCGACGAGGUCUACCUUACCCUUCACUCGACAAAGUCCCAAAUACACUGGCCAUCAGUGCUUUUACACUCUCUGCACAAUCUACUCCUCUUCUCCGGAAAAAGAUUGUUAAGGAGAUGUGGGAUUCUGGUGCGGAGACAAUUGUACUGAUUGACCAUGGCACGAAGGAUGGCUUUACUGCCAUUGCAGAGGGUCGUGAAGCCUUGCUUCGCAUGUCCAGGGUUGGAAGCGAUUCUGUAUUCGACUGGGAGCACGAGGUGCUUAGAGGCGAGGGUGCUGGAAAGGUAGGCGAAGGUGCACAUGUCGUCGCGCCUUGUGCCCACGAUGGAGAGUGUCCUCUACUUGGCACCAAACUCCACUGUAUCUUUGAACAGCGACUUCAGAGACCGUCAUUCGUGAGGAAAACAAAACAUUCAGGUCGCGGGCAUGAGGAUGUAGGGUAUGCUUAUGUCGUUAUCCGUCGUGGACCAAGGCCUCUGAGGGUUCCGUUGAGCGAGGGGUUGGGCCGGAUAGGCAGCAUCGGACGGCGGGAGGCUGAGGAAGAAGCCAAAGAGGUCAGAGAAAUUGUUCUCACUGAGGGUUUUGGAGAGCUUGAGCCACAAGAAGAGCCAUUGCUUGACAAGGAACCACACGAGAAUCUCGUAGCUGCCCUUCGACACGAAUCCUACUCUUGGCCACGACUUGUCUUUCCUCCGUUGAAAAAGGGCGGUCAUAUCAUUCUCGAUGGAUGCACUCAGGAAGGAAAAAUCGUGCGAAUGACCAUCCCAAGGUCGCAGGGGAAGCAGGAGUAUUACGAUGCGCGCAAGUCAGCUUGGGGGGAUGUUUUUCCGCAUGAGCCUAAGAAACCGGGCCAGGAACGGUUCCAACCCAAGCGGGCUAAAAAGGAGGGUCCGGUGGUGGAAGGUGCAGACAUAGGAAAAGGCCGUAGCAAGGAGCAGAAGGGGGAGAACUUGAAGGGUCCGGUUGGAUAUGAGAAAUUGCAAGAGCGAUUGAAGGAAGAUCGAAAGAAGGAGCGGGGUUUCCGACGGGCGAGAGGGGCAGCCAAAAACUACGAUAGUGAGCCUGUAGUAAGCACAUACUAGUCGAUAUGAAAAGCAGUGUAAACAUUUUGUCGAGUCACUCAGUCUUCCAUUAAAUAAUAGAUCUUCCCCCCACUUUUCACUGAAAGAAGCGGCCACUUCGUGCAUCAAACUCUUCCCCCCGGCCGAGUCGUGAAGAAUAUUGAGGUCUGCUUUAUAAUACGUCUUGCAGCCGAGGAGUCUAUUCGAACAUUAGAUCGGGUGAAGAUG